GGGAUGGCGGCAGCUCCGCUCAGAGUCGGGCCCCGUCGGCGGGAGUUCAGAAGCACUGAGGCCUGGGGUCCUUUCCCGCGGGGCGGCCGAGAAAGGGUGGCUUUGCCAGGGUGGGGCUGGAGCUGCAGGCGGGGGUCGGUGCCCUUCGCACGGUUCCACCCUCCCCCUCCACGGUGGACUCGGCUGCGAAUAUCGCGGUCUUUUCUGACCGUUUCCCACCUAGUACGCGGCGGAGAGGCCUCUCCCGACCGCAUUUCCUGCCCCGGCUCGCAUGGCGCACCAGAAGCUGGUGGUGGUGUUUGGAGCCACGGGUGCCCAGGGAGGCUCCGUGGCCCGGACGCUCCUGGAAGACGGGACAUUCAGGGUUCGAGUGGUGACCCGGGACCCUGGGCAGAAGGCAGCGAAGGAGCUGAGGCUGCGGGGUGCAGAAGUGGUGCAGGGAGACCAGGAUGACGAGGCCAGCAUGGAGCUGGCCCUGAUGGGGGCUCAUGCCACCUUCAUCGUGACCAACUACUGGGAGAACUGCAGCCAGGAGCAGGAGGUCAAGCAGGGAAAGCUGCUAGCUGAUCUGACCAAGCGCCUGGGCCUUCGCUACGUGGUCUACAGUGGCCUGGAGAACAUCAAGAAGCUGACGGCGGGGAGAUUGGCUGCGGGCCACUUUGAUGGCAAAGGGGAGGUGGAGGAAUAUUUCCGGGACAUCGGCGUUCCCAUGACCAGCGUGCGGCUGCCCUGCUAUUUCGAGAACUUACUCUCUUACUUCCUGCCCCAGAAAGCCCCAGGUGGAAAGAGCUACUUGCUGAGCUUGCCCAUGGGUGACGUUCCCAUGGACGGCAUGUCCGUGAGUGACCUGGGUCCUGUGGUGCUCAGUCUGCUGAAGAUGCCAGAAGAAUACGUUGGCCAGAACAUUGGGCUCAGUACCUGCAGGCACACAGCAGAAGAGUAUGCCGCCCUGCUCUCCAAGCACACCGGGAAGGCUGUGCGUGACGCCAAGACAACUCCUGAGGAGUAUGAGAAGCGUGGCUUCCCUGGUGCCCAGGACCUGGCCAACAUGUUCCGUUUCUAUGCCCUGAAACCCGACCGCAACAUCGAACUGACCCUGAGGCUUAACCCCAAGGCCAGGACGCUGGACCAGUGGCUGGAGCAGCACAAAGGGGACUUUGCUGGACUCUGACCUUGCCCACCUCUCAAACCUGUCUGGGGGGACUGGAGGCACAGUCACUGUGAUCCUUUCUUGUUACAAAAAAAUUAUUUUUUAAAUAAAGGCCAUUGUUCUCACA
Equus quagga is the source of this 1277-nucleotide messenger RNA. It is a transcript of the gene NMRAL1, whose product is annotated as NmrA like redox sensor 1. Bases 272 to 1171 code for a protein of 299 amino acids. Lineage: Eukaryota; Metazoa; Chordata; Mammalia; Perissodactyla; Equidae. The transcript has 6 exons. The record is from RefSeq and is a predicted model, not a curated record.